Molecule: messenger RNA, 4070 nt
Organism: Pyrgilauda ruficollis (rufous-necked snowfinch)
Lineage: Eukaryota; Metazoa; Chordata; Aves; Passeriformes; Passeridae
Product: translation initiation factor IF-2-like
Exons: 3
Coding region: 242-895 (217 amino acids)
Source: RefSeq, a predicted model, not a curated record
UUUUGCUUUUGCUGCUUCUCCUUAAAAGCUUUUUGUUCUGGACAGAAAAAGUAAAUUUGAGAUGCUCCUGCCACCGCCCUAGGUCCGUGAAUACAAACGAAGCCGCUCCAGAUUUCUAAGCCCUUCACGGUGCUUUCAGCUGAGCUGAGAGGCAAACCGUGAAAUGAUUGUCUGCAGCCCGAAAGACGGCUGUGCUGGGUGAGCGGCAGGGCGCGGGCUCAUUCUCCGCCACGCUGCUACAAUGAAGCGAGCGGAGCCGCACCGGGCGGCAGCGGCGCCGGCGGAGAUGCGCCAUUGGAAAGGCUCCGCUCCCUGCCCGCCCGCCCGGGUGGGCAGGGCCGGUGGGAAGAAGGGAGGGCUCAGCUGCCCGGACAGCCACGAGCCCCCGUGCCGGGACGAGCCCCCGCUGCGGCGCCCGCGGGACGAACCCGGGCACGGGACACGCGGGGAGCGCUCCCGCGGAGGACGGAGCGGAGCGCUCCCGCGGAGGACGGCCGUGUCGGCCCGGCGGCGGCACGAAGCCCUCCCGCGGGAAUGGAGCCGGACCCGGACACCCCUUCCCCGCCCCCGACCGUGCUUUCUCCUCGGGCGGCCCCUUCCCGCCUCGCCACGGCCCCCGGCGAGGUGCCCCAUCCCCUCCCCUCGGCGCGGACGGGGCGCGGGGGGCGGCGGGGCUCGGGCGGCGCGGCCCCACUCACCGCCCGGCGGGCGCCUCCGGCCUCCGGCCAGCAGCGGCGGCGGCGGCAGCAGCAGCGGGAGCCGGCGCGUCCCGGAGACGGAAGCGCGGGAGGAAGUGAGGCAUGCAUGUAGGGCAGAUGUGAAGCAAGGUUGUGUUUCUCUGAAUAGGACCACUGGAAUAUCACAGACAUGGGGCUCUUUCCUGCCUCCAUCCUGACCCUCAGCAUUGAGAUUGGAGCAGCAACACUUGCUGCUCGCUCUGGACAAGCCAGGAAGGAACUGGGACGUCCCAGGACUCUGCCUGCAGCCUCCCAUGCAGAGGAAGCCAAGGCCUGCAUCCACAAAGCAUGAGCUCCGGUCCUGGCAUUUUCUCUGCAGCCUCCAGCACACAGAAACAGAUUGCCUCACUCAGCAUUGCCCUGUUCAUUUGAUUUAAUGAAAUGCUUGGUUUCAGACUUUGAUUUCCCACCUGCCCCCAACCUACAAGGCAGGCAGAGACAGAUUUUCUGCUUCCUCUGAAUUCAGUAAUGUGAAUCAGUGGAUAGGACACAGUUAGAUUGAGGAGCACAGCAGCUGGUGCUGCCCUGAGUGUGACAGCCUUGCAAACCUGAGGAAAAGGGUGACCUUCCCCCUGUCUGACUCUAGAAAUAGGAGUUCUGGGGGUGCAGGUCUUCUGCAUGACUUCCUUGAAGAAUCUGGCCCAAACAGCAAAGCUGGCUGACUCCUAAGCCUACAGGUUAGCUUGUCUGAUACACAGUAAUUUCCUUUUAGAGCUUGGGCUUUUGUUUCAAUCUUGGGUUCCUAAAGCAUGUUCAGAAGAGCACAGUUGCAAUUUUGUAUCAGAAAUUGUGUUACCUGUCCAUGUAGGUUAGGUAGCAUAUUUAUUUGUGGCUUGGAUGAGGUAGGAUGGGAUGACCAAUACUUGUGCAUGCUGUUCAUGCACGAGGACAGAAGUUGUUUUAUAUUUUCUUGUACAAAAUCUGCAUGUAGGGAAAGGACUGUCAUUUUGUGCUGUGCCUUUAUAGCAUCUGACCUAUAGGAUCCUGGCCCAUGACCAAAGCCCGUAGGCACCAAACUAAUCAUAUGUAAUAAUAAUAUAUGGCACUGGCAUAAGCUAAACAUAGUUCAUGGAGACCCAAGCUUAGUGGCUAGAUUUUCAACAUUACAGGCAAAUAAGCUUGGGGGGUUUUAGUUUGAGUUAGACACAACAGCCCACUCUCCCUCCAUACCAGAAAUGAGCUCUUAGGGAGAAAAACACUUAAAAAUCCCAGCUUUCACAGAGACUUUGUUCAUUCCACAAAGAAAUCCAGAGCGUACUUGAUAAAAGUACUCACUUCAGUCUCAUAGAUUUAUCAAGAGAAUUGCUGAAAAGGGUCUUCCAGCUCUACAGGGAAAGAAUUCACUUUCCAAAAGUCAUUAGCAUCCAGCAACUACUAGAAAUGUGACUGAGAGCUACUGAAUGUUAUCAGUUUUGAAAAUCUGGUUACUGCAUAUCCAGAUUGUGAAUGCUGGAACAGUAAGCUUGGUCUUUUAAAAAUUAUGGCCAAAGAAUGUGUAUGUGUGUCUAUAUAUUAGUACAUAUUUUUAAUGCAUUUUGAGUUACCCAGAGCUAAACAGCAUCAAAAAAUGCUGAUACACAAAUAUCAUUGUAAUGUAAAUAUAUUCACCAUUUAAUCCUGAUAAAUACUGGAUUAUAGACUUCUGAACAGAGACUGACAAUUAUUGGAAAUCAUGUGGGCAUCUCAAGUAUACAGUGCCUCAAUUAAAAUAAAACCACAAAAUCCUUUUCCUUUUUUAAAAGUACCAUGUAGCAUAUAAUUUAUUUGGUUGGACUCUACAAAUAUACACAUUAUAUCACGCUAGAAGAACUUGAGAACCACUUUUUUCUUGUUCCCAGGGUCUCUUGACUGUUGGUAAGACGUUACAGUCAUAAUGAUAGAAUCGGUUUACAGUUGCAUAUUCUGCCAAAUAGCUCACAAAUUAUAUCUGGCAAACAACACUGCCUCUGUUUCACAAAGAUAAUGAUCUGAUGUUUUGUUAUGUGGAAAGGAAAAUAUUAUUUUAGAGCUUGUGACAGAAUUUCAAAAACUUUGUGCGGCGUUCUCAACAUCUGAUACAUUUAAAAGUUACCACUCUAUUAAAUACAGAGUAACAUAGAUUUUUCAAAGGAUCCUUCAAAAAGAAAAAAAAAAAAAUCAAAUAUUCAAUUAAAUACAUUGUGUCCAUUUUAUUUCCUCCAUAUUUACCCAGACCUACACAACAGCUGGUGCAGACAUUCAUGCACUACUUUUCACGUCUGAUGGUGUCAAACAUACAAACGAGUUGCCAUGUAGGCUGCUCACCCCUAGAGGAUUUAGUGUUAUAGGAAUGCUUUCAGGCUGGAUUCUGAAAUCCAUUUCACAGAGUGGGAAAUGCUCCAUCAGACUUGAACCCCCAGAAGCAUGCAGCCAGCAGCCAGUUUGGAAAGGAAAACAGCAUAACCUUGACAGUGCUAUUCUUUGGAUGGCUCUGAGGAGAAAAUGAAAGGAGCAGUGGGUUUGAACUGAAUCUGGGACUCUGCUCUGAGACAGAGACCUCUGAGGCGGUUUCCAUUCUAUAGCCUGCCGUGCAAACCUGCCAGGUAAAAACUAAACUUUAGAGGGAAAUUCACUGGGAAUUUGUUAUGGCAGCAGCAUUGGGCCAAGGAUAGAGUGCACCAUACCAGUAGGGGCCCCUGACACAGCUGACACCUGCAGCCAGACUGUCAGCAGGCUCAGCUAGCAUGCCCUCAGUGUCCUGCUCUCCUCCACUGCUAGCACAGCAGUGUCCCAGCAGAGUUCAGUCUGGGAGCCAGGUGCUAUUUCUUCAGUCUGGGAGAGGGCUUCUGCUUUGAUUCUUUGUCUAGCAGCUGGGUGGAUGGCGGUGGGUGACAUAUGCUGUGGGACUGCUGCAGGGAUGGCAGAGGAGGCAUUGCCCAAAAGAGAAGGGUAAGGUGGUUACACUAACCUCAGCAAAAGGGUUGCCCUGACCCUUGGAAAGGGGCCAGACCCAGGGCCUUCAUCUUGAUAAUGACAGCAAACAAAAGCCCUGGAAUGACUGGGAUCAUUUCUGCCUACCUAGGGUGGUUUGGGGAACUCCUCUGAAGUUUUCUGAAGGAGAUAAGCAUCAGUCACUGUAUUUCUCCUUGUGUGACCUGCAUCUUUGUGCAGUUUAUUUUACUGGCUUUUUGGGAUGGAAGAACAGUAAUACGAUAAGAAACAUGGCAAUGACCAUCCCCAGAGAAGCAUCUUUUUGUGGGAAAGGACAGGGAAUGUGGGGCACUUGAUCUGAGCUUGAGAUAAGAACCAGCAGCUGUUGUUGAGGUUAGGGCAGAACUGUGGCCAUGGCCUUAGCAGGGGAGGUCAUGGCCACUG